Messenger RNA from Schistosoma turkestanicum, 2538 nucleotides. Lineage: Eukaryota; Metazoa; Platyhelminthes; Trematoda; Strigeidida; Schistosomatidae. The record is from the annotation of a GenBank genome assembly.
AUGGAAGAGAUGAUUUCUGUAGCUACAACAGAAACUAUUUCUAAACUUCAAUACAGGCAGGAUACCAUUGGAAUUUUCAAUGUAGAUGUGACUCAAUUCAAUAUUCAUUUAUCUGUUAAUAAUUUACGGGAUGACUCCGAUUUGACAUCAUCCCGAAUAAAUAUUACUCCUUCGUCUAACAACAACAAUAUCAAUAAUCAUAGGAAAGAAGAUCGUGUCAAACGUCCAAUGAAUGCAUUUAUGGUAUGGUCACGUGGUCAACGUAGACGUAUGGCACAGGAAAAUCCUAAAAUGCAUAAUUCUGAAAUAAGUAAACGUCUUGGUUCAAUGUGGAAAAGUUUAUGUGAAUCGGAUAAAAAGCCAUUUAUUGAUGAAGCAAAACGUUUAAGAGCUAAUCAUAUGGCACAAUAUCCCGAUUAUAAAUAUCGACCAAGACGUAAGCAUAAACCAUUGGACAGGCAAAAAAAGAAUUCCUCUUCAUUGACAGCUUCAAUUAUGGGUGGUUAUUUAAACAAUACCAUAUCUGGUUCACGUAUUAGUGGUGUUCCUAGUGUUGGAAGUGUACCACUGACUCAUUCAAGUAGAAAUAUUCCCAACUUAUUUGAUCCUUUAACCACAUCAUCAUUACAGACACAAAAUCAUUUUGGUCAACCUAUUCAUAAACAUGAACAUCAUCAUCAUCAUCAUUAUCAACAACAACAACAACAACAACAACAACAACAUUUACAUGGAUUAUUCAAUUCAUCUCAUCAACGUGUAUCAUCAUCGUCAUCAUCAUCAUUAUCUCAUCCAUAUUUAUCAGUGAAUCAGUCAACAAAUGAUAUACCGCAUCCGAUUACUGGUUUAGUAAAUAAUAAUAAUAAUAAUAAUAAUUCAUCAUUGCCUGGAUCACAACAACAAUCAUUUGAUUUUCAAUCAGUAAACUUAUCAAAUAAUUCACAUAAUUUUUCAACAAAUUAUUUACAGUCCAACAUGAUGAUGCCUUAUUGUACGAGUGAAUUUCAACUGAAUGAUAAAAAUGUUAGUUUACGACAAACACUAUUCGGAUCUGAUACAAAUGCAUCAGCUUCUGCAUCAGCUACUACCACAACGCCAUAUGAACAGCGUACAUCAUUUUGUUCACAGUCAUCAUUAUAUGCUGGUCGACAGAUUUCUGGACAAUACAGAGAUGCUACUACAAAUAACAACAACAACAACAACAACAACAACCGUAAUACUACCGGUAGCAGUAAUUGUGUUAGUAAUAGUAGUAGUAGUAGUAAUAGUGGUAACUAUUCUAGACUGUUAGCAGGACAAGAAUCAAUUUAUACAUUGGAACAAAAUUUAUUCACAAAUCAAUGCAAUCCUUCUCCGUUUCUAAAUAGAAAUGAAGAUAAAUCAUUGGAACUUUUUCAAAACACAUCAUCUAUUAUAAUGAAUAAUAAUAGUUCCGGUCAACAGUUAUUACCAACCGAUAUGUCUAGUCCAUUUUCAGCUGUGGCUGCAGCGGCUUUAGCUGCCGCAGCUGCAAGCGAUACAACGUCUGAACAAAAUACCGAAGUUCAUAAUCCAAAUUCCAUGGCCAUUAUGCAACGUUUAGGCAACACGCCAUGGUCCAUGUUUUACUCAAGCAAUGGAAAUAUGAUGAAUCAGAUGAAAACAACUGAACAACGAUCACUUGUUAAUCAAUCAACCGUUAGAUCAAAUCAAACAGGCGGAUCAAGUUUAGAUUCUCCACCACCUUUUUCAAUUGGACGCAGUGGAUCGAGUACACCAAUCAUGAAUAAUAUCAAUCAUACUACUAAUACUACUACUACUACUACUACUGCUACCAAUAGUACUAUAAAUAUUGCUAAUAAUGGUAAUAAUAGUAAUGCUAAUUUCCCUUGUAUAACAACAUCAACUUCAAUAGCAAAUGGUAAUCCACAUGGUGCAGCAGCUGCUAUGAUGGCAGCUGUAGCAGCAGCCAAUUAUGCAGCAUCCCAAUUAGCAUAUUAUGGUAGUAAUGGAAAUACAACAUCAAGUAUGGAUCAACAUCAUCAACAUUUUCAUGCACAACAACAACAACAACACCGCCACCAACAACUUCAACAUUCACAACCAUUAUUUCCACAACAUUUAAACAAUGCAUAUCAUCAUACAGGUUGGUUAAAUAAAAACAAUAAUCACGAAAAUAACAAUGUACAAAAUCCAACACUUCGAUCUGCUUCAUCAGCAUGGUCAUCAAUGUAUAGAAAUGAAUGUGAUCCAGUGGAUAUUGCAAGAAAUGAUAUAAGCACAUCUUACACAUCUAGUCUACAAUGUGAUGCUCAUGGACGAAAUAAUAACAAUAACAAUAUACUGUCACAAUUUCAUGUCAAUCGAAAUACACCAUCAUCAUGGUUGGAACGUCUUGAUCCGCAACCACACCAUUCCAACCAUGAUCAACAACAACGUUCACAUUGUUUUUCCAGUCAUAGAAUAUUACCUAAUAUUACUGAACUAGGUAGUAUGACCAGUUAUAAUACCGGUAGUCGAGAUCACUUGAAUGAAUCCUCUUCCAAUGUACAAAAGAAUUAA